Messenger RNA from Cyprinodon tularosa, 2915 nucleotides. Its product is annotated as un-named hu7910. Gene Ontology annotation, cellular component: endoplasmic reticulum; membrane. The coding region runs from base 191 to 2542 and encodes 783 amino acids. The transcript is spliced from 25 exons. Gene Ontology annotation, biological process: peptidyl-aspartic acid hydroxylation. The record is from RefSeq and is a predicted model, not a curated record. NCBI's taxonomy places the organism in Eukaryota, Metazoa, Chordata, Actinopteri, Cyprinodontiformes, Cyprinodontidae. Gene Ontology annotation, molecular function: protein binding; peptidyl-aspartic acid 3-dioxygenase activity.
CUGUGAGGAGAGGAGUCAAGGUCUCUGUGCGGGUCGUUCUGUCCUCUGGCAGAGCUUUGUCAGCUCUAAUAAUAGAGCGGGUCGGGUUCCCCACGAGGAGGGAGAGGAGGAGCAGCUGCCUGGUUCCCCUCUCAACUCCUCUGGAGGAGCUGGUUCUGUUUCACUCGGACCUGUUCGGCUCGGUGGGUCCAUGCAGCGUCACGGGACGGCCCGCGCUGCCCCAUCCUCCGCACCUCCUGUAGAGGAGAUCCGUGCAGAGGAGGAGGAGGUGGAGGAGGUGGAGGUGUCACAGGGGACAGGUAGGUCAGACAGGCGAAGGUUCUGUCCAGUUCGGCUGAGCUCUGGGUCUGACCUUUGGGCCCGUUUAGGAGGCGAUAGAGUGGAGGAGGUCCAUCUGCCAGAGGAGCCUGAGCUCCAGAACCACGAGGGAAAGACGGCUCCUCCGGAGCAGAAGAACGGGAAGAGGAGCGACGGAGGAGCUGCAGGAGGAGGUGCAAAGUUCUCCGUGUUCACCUGGGUGGUGGUUCUGGCCCUGCUGGGCGUGUGGAGCUCCAUGGCUGUGGUCUACUUCGACAUCGUGGACUACGACAACGUCAUCGCGAGGGCUCAGGAGUUCCGCUGGAACUUUUCUGAAGUUCUGCAAGGGAAACUAGCUGCCUACGACACGGACAACGACGGAGACUUUGAUGUGGAGGACGCCAAAGUUCUGCUCGGACUGAAAGGAGUGGAGCCAGUAAAGGAAGGAAGAUCACCUGAGCAGAAAACAGACACCAGAGAGCCAGAGGUGGAAACGUUUAACCAAAAAGCUGCGGAACCGGUCCAGCAGGUGACCCCUGAGAGAGCUUCAGAACCGGUCCAGGAGGAGGAAACAUCAGUCUCCGCCUCUCAGGACGUGGAGUCUGAAAUCCAAGCUGCCGUUCCUCUCCCUCCGUUUGUGGACAGCGCCUUCGUUCCAGACGAUCCCAGAGAAGAUGGACACCCUUACGAGGAGGAGACCAACACCAUCGACACCACAGGAGUUUUGGUGGAAGAAGCUCCUCCAGAGGAGACCAGAGCCGGAUCGGGGCGAUACGUGACCAGCUCCCAGGUCUCCCAGGAACCAGUGGAAGAAACGUCUAAAGCAGCUGCAGGAUCAGAACCAGAACGGCAGCCAGCAGAACCAGAACGGAGUGUUAGAGCUGCAGAGGACGGUCAGGAGGCUGAGGGAAGAGCAGAGAAACAGGCUGAGGAGAAGGAAAAAGCGAAGAAGAAGAAACCUAAACUGUUCAACAAGUUGGAUAAAAGCAUCAAGUCAGAAAUCGAUGCAGCUGAGAAGCUUCGUAAGAAGGGGAAGCUGGAAGAAGCCCUGAAGGCCUUCGACUCCCUGGUCCAGCGGUACCCGCAGAGCCCCCGCGCUCGCUACGGGAAAGCCCAGACAGAGGACGACCUGGCGGAGAAGCUGCGCAGCAACGACCUGCUGCAGAGAUCCAUCAACACGUACGGAGAGGCGGCCGACAUCCCCGACGUCACCUCAGACCUGCUGAGAGCGGCGCUGAAGAGGCGGGCCGAGAGGCAGCAGUUCCUGGGUCGGAUGAGAGGCUCGCUGGCGACGCUGCAGAAGCUCGUGGACUUUUUUCCAGACGACUUCGCCCUCAGGAACGACCUGGGCGUCGCCCACCUGUUGCUUGGCGACAACAAGGGAGCUAAGAAGGUUUACGAAGAGGUGCUGGCUGUCGCCCCUAGCAACGGGUUUGCCAAAGUCCACUAUGGCUUCAUCCUGAAGGCGGAGAACAAGAUAGCAGAAAGCAUCCCGUACCUGAGGGAAGGUCUGGAGUCCGGUGAGCCGGGAACAGAUGACGGACGCUUUUAUUUCCACCUGGGAGACGCGCUGCAGAGGGUCGGAGACGACAGCGCGUACUACUGGUACGAACUGGGCCACAAACGAGGCCACUUUGCCUCGGUGUGGCAGAGGUCUCUGUACAACGUGGAGGGACUGAAGGCUCAGCCCUGGUGGACGCCUCAGGAGACCGGAUACACGGACCUGGUGAAGAUGCUGGAGAGGAACUGGAGGACGAUCCGGGACGAAGCUCUGGCCGUGAUGGACCGAGGCAAAGGACGGUUCCUCCCCGAGGAGGAGAACCUGAGGGAGAAAGGAGAGUGGGGCCAGUACACGCUGUGGCAGCAAGGGAAACGGGUUGGAAACGCCUGUCAGGGCGUCCCGAAGACCUGCGCCCUGAUGGACAGGUUCCCCGAAGCUACCAGCUGCAAGAGAGGACAGAUCAAGUUCUCCGUCAUGCAGCCUGGAACCCACGUCUGGCCUCACACCGGACCCACCAACUGCAGGCUGAGGAUGCACCUGGGCCUGGUCAUCCCCACACCGGGCUGCCGGAUCCGCUGCACCAACCAGACCAGGGAGUGGGAGGAAGGCAAAGUCCUCAUCUUCGACGACUCCUUCGAGCAUGAGGUGUGGCAGGUGGCCGACAGCUACCGCCUGAUCUUCAUCGUGGACGUUUGGCACCCAGGGCUGACCCAGUACCAGCGGCAGACUCUGAGCCCCAUUUAGGACGGGCCGGAGCGGUUCUGUGGACGGACCGGACCGCCGGAGAAGGAGCGACGGACUCAGACGUCACACACAUGAAUGUUUGGACUCUUCUACUACUGACUGGACUUAAACGCACCAUCUGGGACGUCCUGAACCGCUUUAGGACCUGGUUCUGGUUCUGGUUCUGGUUCUCUUUCAUGAUGACGGUUCAGUUUUUGAAUCUAAAACCCAAAUCAGCUGUGAGUUAAUGAAUCACUACAUCCUCCUCCGUCCGGCUGAAUUAGAUCGCAGUCGCCUUCAUUUCAUCAGCCGGAUUUGGACCUUUGCACAUUUACUUUCUAAUAAAAGAUGAUUUAUAUUUAUAAAAAACAAUAAAACAUUUUUAAAAAAUGAG